Messenger RNA from Ictidomys tridecemlineatus (thirteen-lined ground squirrel), 1141 nucleotides. It is a transcript of the gene Taar5, whose product is annotated as trace amine associated receptor 5. Gene Ontology annotation, molecular function: trace-amine receptor activity. Gene Ontology annotation, cellular component: membrane. The record is from RefSeq and is a predicted model, not a curated record. NCBI's taxonomy places the organism in Eukaryota, Metazoa, Chordata, Mammalia, Rodentia, Sciuridae. Gene Ontology annotation, biological process: G protein-coupled receptor signaling pathway.
GGUGGCCAGUUCCAAAGAGAGAAGAGUAGAACCCAUCAAUGAGAGCUGUCUUCACCCGUGGUGGUACUGAAGAAUUCCCUGCAGCAUUCUGCUACCAGGUGAAUGGGUCUUGCCCCAGGACAGUCCAUCCUCUGGGUAUCCAGCUGGUCAUCUACCUGGCCUGUGCAGCAGGCAUACUUACUACAGUUCUAGGGAAUCUGUUUGUAGUGUUUUCUGUGUCCUACUUUAAAGUGCUUCACACUCCCACUAACUUCUUAUUGCUCUCCCUGGCCCUGGCUGACAUGCUGCUGGGUCUUCUGGUGCUGCCACUAAGCACUGUUCGCUCUGUGGAGAGUUGCUGGUUCUUUGGGGACUUCCUCUGCCGUCUGCACACCUACUUGGACACUCUUUUCUGCCUCACCUCCAUCUUCCAUCUCUGUUUCAUUUCCAUUGACCGUCACUGCGCCAUCUGCGACCCCCUGCUCUAUCCCGCCAAGUUCACAAUCAGGGUGGCCCUCAAGUGUAUCUUAGCAGGGUGGGGAGUGCCAGCAGCUUAUACUGCCAUCCUCCUCUACACAGAUUUUGUAGAAAGAGGACUUAGCCAGUGGCUGGAAGAGAUGCCUUGUGUGGGCAGUUGCCAGCUGCUGUUCAAUAAGUUUUGGGGCUGGUUAAACUUCCCUGCAUUCUUUAUCCCCUGCCUCCUCAUGAUCAGCUUGUAUGUGAAGAUCUUCGUGGUUGCGACCAGGCAGGCUCGACAGAUCAGCACCUUGAGCAAAAGCUUGGCUGGGGCUGCCAAGCGUGAGAGAAAAGCUGCCAAGACCCUAGGCAUCGCUGUGGGCAUCUACCUCAUGUGCUGGCUUCCCUUCACGGUGGACACCCUGGUGGACAGCCUCCUUAACUUUGUCACACCACCACUCAUCUUUGACAUCUUUAUCUGGUUUGCCUACUUCAACUCAGCCUGCAACCCCAUCAUCUACGUCUUUUCCUACCGGUGGUUCAGGAAGGCACUGAAACUCAUCCUGAGCCGGGAGAUCUUCUUGCCACGGACUCCCACUAUUGAUUUGUACCAAGAAUGACUCCAUCUGCUGAAUGCAGGCAGGAAUCCAGUAGGAAGGCAUGGUGGGAAGGAUGAGUGGCACCGGAGCUGUGGGUUGCGUGGUGU